This is a messenger RNA of Purpureocillium takamizusanense, 2286 nucleotides long. RefSeq lists its product as uncharacterized. The transcript has a single exon. The record is from RefSeq and is a predicted model, not a curated record. Gene Ontology annotation, biological process: spliceosomal tri-snRNP complex assembly. NCBI's taxonomy places the organism in Eukaryota, Fungi, Ascomycota, Sordariomycetes, Hypocreales, Ophiocordycipitaceae. The coding region runs from base 461 to 1972 and encodes 503 amino acids.
CUUGGAGGUAUAAACUCGCGUCACCGGGCCUUUGCGCCCUGUGCCGUUGCGACUGUUCUCUCUCCACGGCUUGUUGAUUGCACUUGCACCCUAAUAAUAAUUGCACGCCUCUUGCAAGAUCCCCACGCUCUUUCGUCUGUCCAUCGCGCCCUAAACCGCCACCACCUGCCGAGCCUGUUUUGGCCCUUGCAAGACGUGUCACAAUCUUCUCAUCGGGGACAUUUGCCAUCUUUUUUUCUCUGAAUCCCGGCUUAACGAGCAUUUAUCCGUUCGUGUUGCUUCUCUGGCGGAAGCUGCGCAGCUACCAAGUAUACUGUACAGUAUACCAGAGCUUUCAAUUACGGUAUUGGUCAGAAUUUUUAUUCUAGCGGGCAUGGCACGUCUGCUGGCUGGCUCAACCACCAAGCUAAUCAGUACCCAUUAUUAAGGCACUAUCUCACUGCGACGCCUGAGACUGAACAUGUCGUCCCCUCUCAUCGGCAUCUCCAAGUCCAACUCGACGGCAUCCGCGUCGGGCCGCUCAACCAAGUCGUACGACUCCAUCAAGGUCCUCGGUGCAUUCGCCCUCGGUAGCCUGCACAUCGUCCGUCACGACGACCCUCCCCGCAUGUCGUCCGGCGACGAUGGGGACGGGGGCCCUCCACCUCUGGACCCCCCGCUGGCAUCGCCCAAGCAAAAGAGGCAGUCUCAGUCUCAGUCACCCAAGAACGUCAUGGCUCACUCGCUUGGCGGCGGAGACAUCGUAGUCGUUCUGCAGAUGCCUCAAGACUACAUAGUCGGCUACGACGCUCUGGCCUUCACUGCCACCAACUUCGCCGGAGUCAAGGGGCUGCCGCCAGGCGCGCACUUCUUCUGGGCGGCUCAUUCGGAUAACACGUCGUCUCGCUCUGGCUUUUGGGUCAUGAGCUCCGGAGUCGACCGGGUUCACGUUAUCCAGUGGCACAAGUACAACGAGGUUUUCGUGCAGCCGACGCGCACCGAGACACGCAUCCAGGCCGAGAGUGUCGACAAGAUCUUCCCCGAACUUCCUCUCUAUCGUGACCCGACUGCCACGUCGGCUUUGCGCGGGCAACUGGCGUGGUCCAAGAUUGAGGCGAACCAGCACAUGUGGGAACAGCUGUCUUCCAGCAUCUCCCAGUCCGUUCUCGACCGCCUCACGGCUGAACAGGACGGCGCGUGGAACGUCCACACUGGGGACCGUGUUUACGGCUCCGUCAGACAUCCCUCCGAGCUGGACUUGGACCGGAGACUCAAGCACCCUGUCUUCCAGUCACACGAGAUCAAAUUCUGCUUCCGACAGCAGGACCGAACUUAUGACGUCUCGACCUUGGGUCAUGAUCGGACCGUCAAUGCUACAGAUACCACCGCUUACGUCCUGGCGGCGAUCAAUGGCUCGCGUAGCCAUCUGACCGAAGAAGACGUUGUCGGAGAGUAUCAGUUUGCCUACAUCGUAGGCAUGUAUCUGGGAAACGACGCCUGUAUCCAGCAGUGGUGGUACACGACUCUGGUGCUGUUCCUCCGGGCGUAUCGCCUUGCCAUACGGCGACCGAAGCUCGUUGCAAGCUUCUUCCGCACAAUGAGUGCGCAGCUCGCCCACAGCAGCAGCUGGCUAGAGGCGUCUAUCCUGGACUUGAAUGAGCCUAAUGCCCGGGACCUGCGCAUUGCUCUCAUCAUCUACAAACGUCGCUUGAAUGAGUUGCUGGAAGCUCUUGACAAAGAGCACAUCACCCCCGCCCACAUCGACGUCGGCAACGCGUUCGCCCGGCUGCAAGCCUUUGCCACCACGGACCUUGGCUGGGACCUCGACGCUCAUUACCUUCGCCGCGGAAAGCUUAACUUGGAGGAUGGCGAGCAGAUUGAGCUCGAGCUGGAUGAACUGGAGGCAGAGGACGAACGAGGGGAGUGGGCUCCCGAAAUCGUCGAGCUCGACGAACAUGGUCGACAGAUUGGCUUGGUGUCGUGGAGGGAUUGAACGCACGGCAUUUGCCCCAGGCGUGAUCACCGGGGAUCGAUGCUCAGUCUUGCACAUGGAAUGGAGAAAUACUGCAUGCUGAAUUUGGUUUUUCGCAACGGAGUUGGUGGUAUUGGCAACAUGAUGGAAACCGGUGUUUGCACGUGGUGCCCGCGGCCUCUUUGGACAAAUUCCCCCUGUACAGCAAGUGGCUUUUGCAAACGACAUAAUGGCCGCUUGUGUAUGAUAGCUGUAGAAGUAGUAGUAGUAGUAGUAGUAGUAGUAGUGCUCUAUUUUGUAAUGGUAAUUCGACGUCAGUUGCCGUUGGAUGUAGC